AUGGCCACCUCUUCAAUGCCCUUUUUAGCGGCUUCUAGUGACAUCAGUGCUACCCCGGCUAAACCUCGCCAUUGGUCGCGUAGCAUUAUCCCUCUCCUGGUUCUGAUACUUUACCUCCGUGUCCUUCACUGCUACAAACGGCAGAACGACUGUUCAGACUUUGACCGAUCCCAAGAGGCGGGCAUCUCUAUUCAAACGUCCGGCAGUAAUGAUGUGAGCCGCGCACACUACCUCUACUGCAUAUUUGAGCACCGUCCGCGCCAUUGGUCUCAGUGCCUACCCAAGGCCCGCCCAACUCGCACCAUGAUGGCCUCACUGCAGGUCCGCGGCCCGGACUACUCGGCCACCAAGCAAAAGGCGUUUGAGGAUGCCAAGAAGAUGCAAAAAGCAGUCAUUGAGUCCUGCAACAAGUCCGGAAAGGAGAUUCCCCAGUAUCAGCUGUCUGAGCUCAUUGGCAAGGGCAGCUUUGGCCGUGUCUACAAGGCCAAGUCUCUCGCCUCGGGGCGCCUCGUCGCCAUCAAAAUCAUCGACAUUGAGGAGAGCGACACGGUCAAUCCCAAAUUGGCCGACACGUACAGCGAUCUGCUCAAGGAAAUCAGCGCGCUGCAGCGACUUAGCGACAGCGGCGCCAAGAACAUCAACCAUGUCCUCGAAGCACUGCCUGUCGGGCAGUCCAUGUGGAUGGUGACCGAGUACUGCGCCGGAGGCAGCGUCGCCACGCUCAUGAGACCAACUGCACCUGGAGGCCUGCAGGAGAAGUGGAUCAUUCCCAUCCUUCGCGAGGUCGCCGAGGCCAUUCACUGGGUGCACAGCCAGGGCAUUAUUCACCGAGAUCUCAAGUGCGCCAAUGUUCUCAUCACCGAGGUUGGCGACGUGCAGCUUUGCGAUUUUGGAGUUGCCGGCGUUAUCGAGACCAAGUUUGACAAACGAACAACUUUUAUUGGCACACCUCACUGGAUGGCGCCUGAACUUUUUGAUGAGCAAGCGUCGUAUGGUGUUGAAGUCGACAUUUGGGCUUUUGGUUCCAUGGUCUAUGAAAUUGCCUCUGGUCUACCUCCAAACGUGGCUUUUGGAAUGGAUUUCUCCAAACUAGGCACACAUUUAAAGCAGCAUUGCCCCCGUCUAGAAGGGGAGUACUCUGCGGGUCUUAAAGAUCUAGUUGCAUACUGUUUGCAGCAUGACCCGAGCAAGCGGCCAACUGUUGAGCAAAUACAACGCCACAGAUAUAUAUUGAACACUGAGAAGGAAUAUCCCACAACAAGCCUCGCACACUUGGUCCGGGCUUUCAAGCUCUGGGAGGCUCAGGGUGGCGACCGUCGGUCACUCUUCUCAGCCGGCGGCGCACAGGGUCUGGCCGACCUUUCACCCGCCGCCAUGGCAAACGAGGAUUGGAACUUUAGCACAACAGCAGCCUUUGAUCAGCAGGUUCUGAACGACGGCGACGCGCAGGAUGUGUACGAUGUGUACGGGUCAGACGUCGAGUACGCACAACUCGAAUUCGACACGGCCAAGCCGCAGAAGCCAAAGUCGAGGCGCCGGCCACCUCCACAACAGCUUGCUGCGUUCAAAGCGCCCCUAGAAAAGAUUUUCGAUCCAAACACACUAUCUAACUAUGAGGACAAUUCAAGAGCAUACUAUGGACGAAUGUUCCAGCCGCCACCUCCACAGCCAGCGACAGGGGUUGUUGGCAACGGAUCAGACUUGCCAUUGCGAGACGAUAGUGUGCAGGCAACGGACGUGCGAGAAUCCCUCAUCGAUCUGGAUGCUUCGCUACAUGGGAGCGACCUAUCGCAAUUUGUCGACAUGACCACUAUGCGUGCUGGUGAGGCGCGGCCCGGCGACUCACGCGUAUCUCUCGACUACGAAUUCAUUGACUCUCAUUACACUCCAGGCCCUCUCAGCGACCCUGCCGACCUCGGCGCUAACAACCGGAGGACGCAAGACUGGAAGUUCCCAACCAUGGCCGCGCCGCCUGCAUCGGCCAACCCCGAAGUGUUUCGCUUCCCCUUCAACAAUGUCCCUGCCGCGCCCGACUCGGGCGGCAGCGGGCGACCAGCGCUGGUACACCGCCCGACAGAGCCCGUCCUACCCUCUGCCGGCUUCCACGACAUGGCCGUAGGCGUGCACGGGCACUUUGACAACCGCGCCUCGGUCGGCUCGCUGAUUGACCUCGACAUGAGCUUCGCCGACCCCGUCAUGGACGCCACGCGGCCCUCGACGUCGCACUCAGACGUGGGCUCCAUGAGCGGCUCCGAGAUGGGCGGGCCCAACAACAACCCCUUUGAGCUGGAGAAGCACGCCUCGCUGUACACGAUGCCCGCCGGCUCGACGCGCGAGCCCUCCAUCUACGUCUCCGACGGCUCCGAGUUUUCCUUCACCGGCGGCCACGAGUCGAUUACUACCGUCGACGACCGCUUCAGCAUGCACAAGCGCGAAGCCUCUACCUCGAGCGACCGGCCGACCGCCAACGGUAGCGGCGGCAGCGGCAGUAUGAGCACUAGUGCAAGGCCCUACUCCCUAAGUGACUUUGCCGACACGGAACCCGAGUCCACGACGCCUCCACCGCAGACGGCUCUCGUCAGACCCCAACAAACCGGUGGCGGCGGCGGCUUCCCGUCCUCGCACUUUCAGCCGGCCGCACCGCCGCUGCCGCAGCCGGCGCCGCAACAGCAGCAGCAGCAGCAGCAGCGUCAAGAGCAGCGCACCCUCUCGCAAAGCUCACUGACCGACUCGACGUCAGGGCUUCCCGCGCUGCCCGACGCCCCUGCACCGCAGGUGCUACAGGGGCAGGCCCAUACCGACGCCGUCAAGUACGAGCUACGUCGCAUGGCCAUGAGCCUCGGCGACCACUUAAACUUUGCCAACAAUUACCUUGCUGGCCUUCCCAUCCGACGCGGCAGCACAAUACGUUUGGAACCCUCUCGUGAGGCGUCGUAG
This is a messenger RNA of Beauveria bassiana ARSEF 2860, 2937 nucleotides long. RefSeq names its product serine/threonine-protein kinase nak1. Gene Ontology annotation, molecular function: ATP binding; protein kinase activity. The coding region runs from base 1 to 2937 and encodes 978 amino acids. The transcript has a single exon. NCBI's taxonomy places the organism in Eukaryota, Fungi, Ascomycota, Sordariomycetes, Hypocreales, Cordycipitaceae. Gene Ontology annotation, biological process: protein phosphorylation. The record is from RefSeq and is a predicted model, not a curated record.